AAUUUGAGGCAAAGAAAAGCAGCAACUGAUGAUCUGCAGGCGGCUUGCUUUAGGCAGUCGAAGCCGGUCAGUCAUGUUGGACUGAAACUCAACAAAUAAUGUAUGGGUUGCCAUGAAAUAUUGUGCACAGAGGAUGACUCCCGCUGACUUUGGUGAUCCCAUUUUAUCUAGUGCCAUUAUCAGGCCAAAAUAUUUUUUUCUAAUACUUUUGAUUUGUGAUCAAAUAUCUGCUAAACUAAAUGCAUAAUAUUCGCAUCAUUCUCAGAUACACUCAGUGCUAGUUAGCUAACACUCUAAACUAAGAUUGUAAACAGAAUGCCUGUUAAACAUCAACAUUACGUUUGUUGGUGUGAGCAUAUUGGCAUCCUGGCAUUAACAUGGCUGUAGACUUAUUUGUGCUACGUUCAGGGCCGUAGCCAGGUCCCUGGUAAAAGUUGGACCGAAUAUCAAAAAGGAGGUCUCUAAUAAGGUCCACACUGCCAGGAGUAAAACUAUUGUGAAGAAAUAUUAAAUAGUCGCUUGUAAUGUAAUAUUUGAAAUGUUAUAAUGUAAUUAGUCAAAUACUCAGAGCAACCUAUAAAAUACCUGCCCUGUGUAGUAAAUUGUAGAAUGUAACCCCUUCCCCUGGUUGGUAAAACCAUGAAGUAAAGGCCCUGGCAACAUUAUUGUCACUUUAGUGUUACACUGGCGUAAGACAAGAUGCCAGACACGACACUGGAAAUCAGGGCUGAAACUCAUUAUUUUUCAGUUAAUGUCUAGAUCGUUCUUUUCAAUGAUCAGUCUAUAAAAUGUGACUCUUCAUUUGUGCUUUUUUAAGGUUGCAUUGCUGAUUUCCCAUUAGCACUAAAGAGGAUGACCCAAACCAUUCAGUCAUUUGGAAAUGAUCAUCACCCAUCCUGUGUCUCACAUCAGCGAUUAAGAUAGAAUAUGACCCAUCAAGACAGCAGCCUUUCCUGACUGUUUAUGUCAGGCAGUUAACAGUCAACAUCCUACACACAGCACUUCACCCCUCCACGCCCCUGCAGCUGGCACAGACACACUCCAACAUUAAACCAUUUUUAUCCUGCCUGGUGUUUACUAGAAGCCUCCAGCCUCGGCUCUUGGGAUGUCACCACUAUCUUUAAGUGGGAAGCAUCUGGGUAUGUGGGGGUGACAACAGAGGCAGAGGUUACUGGCUGUCAAGUCUGGAGACGUGAGCUGUAUCAGAGGCUUGUGACAGCCUAGAUGGAUCUGGCCAGGAGGCUACUCAUCUUCCAAAUCUCGUCACUAGAUCUGUGAGGUGUUGCGUCCUAAAAUAGUCAGACAGAGAGAGUAUAAAGACACCCACAGGGAGGCUUGGCCUUCAGAGGAACUCCACUGUCGUUACACAGGGGGACACUGGACAGCAAGAGAGCCACACUGAGAAGCACUGCUUGAUCUUUCUGCAGGAAAACAACUGCCCUUGCUUAUUUUUAAGACUUUUUUUUUGUUAGAACUAAGGAAAGUCCAAGUCUGACCAGGAUGAAGUACUAUCAGUGUCCCAUGACCCAGAGCAUGAAGAUCAAGGCUUACACCCAGGACUGUGGUGUCCCAGUUAGCUGCAAGAGCUCAGCUUCGCUGAAGCCAAGCCGCAGUGUGCACUUUCCCAAUGACAUCGUCUUCCAGGACUAUGUGCGACACGGCGAGCUGGAGAGGAUUGGACUUUUCAUCCGAGCCAGAAGAGUCAACCUGGACACCAUCUACCAUUCUGGCAUGGCUGCCCUUCAUGAGGCCGUCCUGUCUGGGAACUUGGAGUGUGUAAAGCUGCUAGUCCACUACGGAGCAGAUAUCCACCAGAGGGAUGAAGAGGGAUGGACCCCACUGCACAUGGCCUGCAGCGAUGGCUUCCCACAUAUUGCACGCUACCUUCUCUCGCUGGGUGCCGACCGUGAGCUGGAGAACGACUGCGGAGAGAAGCCAGCUGACCUCAUUGAACCAGACAACAAGGAGCUGCUGGAACUCUUCGGGCUGGCUGUCAACGACUGAGAACAUCUGGCUUUAAAGCCACAAUCUCGUCUCAAACCUACUGACCAGUCACCUGUCUGUUCUGCGGGGAAAAGCCAGAAAAGGCCACUUCAGUCCAGCAUCCUGAUUUUGUGAGCUGCUUCAGCUCUGGGUGUCAAGGACUGUGGAUGUGUGGUGGAGGGAGGGCUGACAGAGCCCGCUGCUGCCUCCUGAAAGGAGAGAACUUCUGCUGGCAGGGGAUGGCCUCUGAUCUCCAGCAGGGCAGAUGUACUAUAUCCUGUGAGAGGUCUUCCAGUCUUUUUUUAAAGUAAACUUAAUGAAUGAUUUUAUAUGGCAUGUCGCUGGAAUUAGGAUGGCUUCUGAAUGUUGAAACUUGUGUUGCCACUCAGCUCAUUAGCAACUCUCUGAAAGCUAAGAGUGGCAAACCAUACAGGCUUGUGCUGACUGCCAACUGUUUACAGUUAAUCAGAAGUUAUAAUCACUCUGUUUUUUUUAUUUUUUAACUUUAAUUCUGAUUGUAUUGAAUGUAUUCAUGAGUCUUUGUAUUACUUUUUAAAAUAAAGUUUGUCAGACAAUA
This is a messenger RNA of Micropterus salmoides (largemouth bass), 2560 nucleotides long. It is a transcript of the gene ppp1r27b, whose product is annotated as protein phosphatase 1, regulatory subunit 27b. Gene Ontology annotation, molecular function: phosphatase binding. Bases 1501 to 2004 code for a protein of 167 amino acids. The transcript has 3 exons. The record is from RefSeq and is a predicted model, not a curated record. NCBI's taxonomy places the organism in Eukaryota, Metazoa, Chordata, Actinopteri, Centrarchiformes, Centrarchidae.